This is a messenger RNA of Spirodela intermedia, 1338 nucleotides long. NCBI's taxonomy places the organism in Eukaryota, Viridiplantae, Streptophyta, Magnoliopsida, Alismatales, Araceae. The record is from the annotation of a GenBank genome assembly.
AUGUGCAGGACAAGGAAGGACACACAGGCCGGCGAACCCGGACCCAGGCCUGCCCCACUCGUGACCGGAAUCACAGAGGUCUGGUCCUCCUCCUCCUCCUUUGCCGCCGCCGCCGCCGCCGCCGCCUCGAGAAGCAGCAGCUUACCGGCCUCCUCCGGCACCGAUCGGACCGCCGGGUCCACCUCCAGCUACGCCUCUCUUGCCAGCCUCAAGGACUUUCUACCGGACAAGUACAAGCUCUACUCUUUCCAAGAGAUCUGCACGGCCACCAACAAUUUCCUCUCCAAGCGCCUCUCCUCCUCAUCCUCCAACAGCUGGCGCUGCACUCUCCGCGAGAGAGACGCCGUCGUCUUCCAGCGCCGAUUCCAGGGGGACCCUGCCGCGCUGCGCCACCGCCUCGCCGCUGCCUGCAAGAUCCACCACGCCAGUAUCGUCCGCCUCCUCGGAGCCUCCCUCGGCGGCGAACACAUCUUCCUCGUCUACGAGCACGUCAAUGGCUCUUCCCUCGCCGAUUGCCUCCGAAACCCUCGGAGCCCCGGUUACGCGCCCCUUUCUUCCUGGGUCCACCGAAUGCAGGCGGCCACGGACCUCGCGCAAGGUCUCGAGUACAUCCACCAUUACGCCACCGUGGGAGCGGGGGCGGCGCCGCUCGGCCCCGUCCACAACCUGUUGUCGAGCUCGAGCGUGAUCAUCUCCGAUCCCCAGCUCCGGGCCAAGAUAUGCCACUUUGGCGCCGUCCAGCUCGCCGGGGAGAUCUCCAGCUCGCACCAUUCCGACGAGGAGACCGAGGAGAAGGAGACCUCGCCGGAUCUGCCGACAUCUCGCCGCCGUGAGGUGAGAUUCGAGGGAAGGAGCGGGUACAUCUCUCCGGAGCUCCUAGGGGGGGGUCGCCCGUCCCAGAAAUCCGACGUCUUCGCCUUCGGCGUGGUGCUCCUGGAACUGCUCACCGGGGAGGAGCCCGUCAAGUACAGGUACAGCACGGAGACGAAGGAGUACGAUAGGGUUUCUCUCGUCGAGGCAGCGAGGGAAUUGGUGGGCUGCUCGGAGGAAGACGACCGGGGAGACGCCGGCGACGGCAAGGAUAAGGCGGCGGCUCUGGAGAGGCAGCAGAAGAUACUCCGGUGGGUCGACCGGCGGCUGGUGGGCUCUUUCCCGGAGGAGGCGGCGGAGAGGGCCGUGCGGGUGGCACUGGACUGCGUGAGGGCCGAGCCGGAGAGGCGACCGGGGAUGGAGCGGGUGGCUGGGAAGCUGUCGAGGCUGCUGCUACUAUCACGGACCUGGGCCGAUAAUGUUCUGGUCUCUGCUGACCUCACGAUUAAGGUUGCAGGUCAACAAUGA